GUGAUUUCCCCAUGAAAGCAGCAGCAGUGAGCAUUCUCCUCUUCCUCCUCCCAACCCUAACCAUCUCAACACUUUCACCCCCUCUGGACCCGAAGCAACUGAGGGCCCUCCAAUCCCUCCACAUCCCCACCGCAAAGGACCCAUGCCUCCUCCCCAACAACACCACACUCUGCGACACCUCCACACCCUUCCGCCACCUCACAUCCCUAAACCUCGCCAACUGCUCCCUCCAUCUCUCCUCCGCCGCCCUCAAGUCCCUCUCCACCCUCCACACCCUCACCCUCCUCAACUGCCACACCCCCAUCUCCUCCACCUCCCUCUCCCGCCUCAAGAACCUCACCCACCUCACCCUCUCCAACCUCACCAUCAAACCCCACCUCCCCAACCUCCAAACCCUAAGCCUUACCCACGCCAACCUCCUAGGAAACAUACCCCCUUCCAUCACCAUGUUGGACACACUUCAGCUUCUCAAUCUUUCUUAUAACGGACUCAAGGGCCAGAUACCCUCCUCCAUUGGAGACUUGAUUUCGCUUAAAGCUCUCUCCUUGGCCUCCAACUCCUUUUCCGGCUCUCUCCCAGAUUCCUUAUCUGCCAUACCAGGUUUGGUCCACUUGGAUCUCAGUUUCAACCACCUCAACGGGACCAUCCCAACCUUCAUUUCCGAAAUCACGACCCUCCAGUACUUGAACCUCGCCAACAACAACCUUCGCGGGGUGCUUCCCUUCAACUCUUCUUUUAUCCACAACUUGCAACUCUUUAAGGUCACUGGGAACGGGGACUUGUGUUAUAACCGUUCCGUUUUGUCUUCCAAGCUCAACCUCGACAUUGCUCCUUGUGAUAACUUCGGCAAGCCGAUGGCUCCUCCACCGUCCAAGCCUUCUUCUGCGGUUGAUAGCGGUGAUGGAGAUUAUGAUGACACCGAUUAUGAUGAUGAUGAUGAUAUCCACAACAAGGAGCAUCAUCAUGGGCCCAACAAGGUCGUUCUUGGCGUGGCGAUAGCGCUUUCUUCCAUUGUCUUUCUCCUUGUUUUUCUCAUCCUGUGCUCCAAGUGCUGUCGCUGAGUAGGAAUUUUGGUUAUUAUUUCCAGAUAUGCUUCUUUAAUCUCUGUUUAAUUCGUUUAUUUAUCAUUAUACAGUGGUUAUAGGGUAGGUGCAAAAUGAGAGAUGGCCAAAAAUGGUUGGAAACGAGAGUGGAAAAUUCAUCAUUAAAGUAUUCUUUUGAGCUAUUUUAAUCGAUUUCUUGUGCAAUGCAAUGAUUUAUAUAGGAGGAAUGAUGAUGGUGCUUAUGAGUACAAGACGUGGUGGGGAUGAUGCUUUCAUGUGAUAUCCAGAGAGAAAAUGUAAUAGUAACUUGUGCAAUAAGCAUAUUUAUUUCUCACACUUUUCACUCC
Molecule: messenger RNA, 1390 nt
Organism: Cajanus cajan (pigeon pea)
Lineage: Eukaryota; Viridiplantae; Streptophyta; Magnoliopsida; Fabales; Fabaceae
Product: receptor-like protein 51
Molecular function (GO): protein binding
Source: RefSeq, a predicted model, not a curated record